This is a messenger RNA of Cryptomeria japonica (Japanese cedar), 1603 nucleotides long. RefSeq names its product RING-H2 finger protein ATL74. The coding region runs from base 611 to 1144 and encodes 177 amino acids. NCBI's taxonomy places the organism in Eukaryota, Viridiplantae, Streptophyta, Pinopsida, Cupressales, Cupressaceae. The record is from RefSeq and is a predicted model, not a curated record. The transcript has a single exon. Gene Ontology annotation, biological process: protein ubiquitination. Gene Ontology annotation, molecular function: transferase activity.
UAUCUCAGCUUUAUUCCUGGUCUACGCAUUUGUCUGUGGAUUUCAGGCCUCCCAGAUGGUCAAAAUCUUUUUGACACCGUCCUAGGCUCUACUAAUCAUUGUUUCAUCUCUACCAUUUGGUAAAUUCGGGUAGACAUUUAUUACUAUUUAAAUCUCUGGCUCAGCUAAGCUUAUUAGAGAUUCAUACCUGAGAGUAAUUCACAAAUUACAGAGAGGGGUCUGUGUCCUAACUCUUUUUGGGGGUUCAUUAGUUGAUAUGAUUUUUUCGCGAAUAGAAUAAUAAAAGUUUUUGAUUUAAAUUGUGUAUGUUUUUCAAUCGAUUUUUCUUAAGAGUUGGAAGGCUAUGGAUCUACUGAAGCUAUGAUGUUGAAUGACAGUGAGCAUAGCUGAGAGUCAUUCACAAAUUAGAGAGAGUGGGGUCUGUGUUUAAAUUUUUUAGGGUUUGUCAAUAUUAGUUGGUAUAAGACUUUUGCAAUUCAUAGAAUAGAACAAUACAAAUUUAAUAGAACAAUACAAAUUUUUGAUUUAAACUGUGUAUAUUUUUCAAUCAAUUUUUUUAGUCACAAGAAAGAGCCAUUUUCUGCAUUUAAAUGGUUAGGAGGUCUUAAACAUGGGCAGUAGAAUGCUUCUAGAUGGUGCCAUUUCCAGCUAUGCGUCUCCUGCAGCUAUGGGGUCAAAUGAGAGUGAGCAGGCGGAGAUCAAUCCAUAUAUGAGUGAAGAUGCACUGGUUGUCCUGAUUGCUUUUCUGUGUGCACUCAUAACGAUUUUGGGUUUUAUUUCGAUCGUGCCCUGGCAUUACAUUUUGAGGUCGCAUGAGGAGUACAGAGCUGCCAAGUUAGCUAACACCGGAUUGAAGAAGAAGUCCAUAAAAGCACUUCCAUCUGAAGUAUACAGAAGAGAAAGAUCAGAGGCGGUUGUGACAGAGUGCCCUAUUUGCUUGGUUGAGUUUAUGGAGGGUGAGAAAUUAAGAGUGCUGCCCAAAUGCAAGCACAGCUUUCAUAUGGAAUGCGUGGAUAAAUGGCUUGCCUCACACAGCUCAUGUCCCACUUGUAGGUAUUCUCUUCUCCGGGGUUCGCAACACACCACAAUCCAAAUGCAAGGGAUAUCAAGAGCAGAAUCAGAUCAGGGUGUUGUUACUCUCUGAUUUGAUGCCGAUGAUGCAAGUGACAUUGAAUCUAUCUGAUGGAUUUGGUUGGGAAGAGCUAAUAAAACAGAUGCAAAUUAUUCUCUUGAUUUUUAUUGAAGAAAGCUGUUAACUGUAAUGACUGUGUAAGCCCCAAGUGGGUGCUUUGGGAAUCCAUGUGUGUCCCAAAGUUGUUCCAUCGCCAUUUGAAAGGGCGCUACUGUAGUUCAAACCCCACCUGGCUUCUUUUCUAGUCAACAAGUCUUUGGCAUCACUAACUUUACUGAAGUCAAAAUUGGAGCAUAAAGUUGUCCUUUCAUUAAUGGACAGGUUCGAGGGCUUACAUUUCUUAGUUUAAUCUCUUAAAUCAGAUCAACCGUUAUAAAGAGCAUAAUCUACCCAUUAUAGGAAGAAAUACAUAAUGAUCUCCUAUAAAUACAUAAUGAUCUUUUUAAUAUCUAUACAAUGGCUUUGCCCUAA